Messenger RNA from Sceloporus undulatus (fence lizard), 2591 nucleotides. It is a transcript of the gene SYN1, whose product is annotated as synapsin I. The record is from RefSeq and is a predicted model, not a curated record. The transcript has 12 exons. Gene Ontology annotation, molecular function: ATP binding. NCBI's taxonomy places the organism in Eukaryota, Metazoa, Chordata, Lepidosauria, Squamata, Phrynosomatidae. Gene Ontology annotation, biological process: neurotransmitter secretion. Bases 33 to 1790 code for a protein of 585 amino acids. Gene Ontology annotation, cellular component: synaptic vesicle membrane; synaptic vesicle.
AGUAUUUCAAGGGCAAGAAACUCCAUGGGGAGAUGGACAUCAAAGUCGAACAGGCAGAGUUUGGUGACCUUAACUUGGUGGCUCAUGCCAAUGGCAACUUCUCUGUUGACAUGGAGGUUAUACGCAAUGGUGUCAAGGUGGUCAGGAGCCUGAAGCCUGACUUUGUGUUGAUCCGCCAGCAUGCCUUCAGCAUGGCACGUGGUGGAGACCAUCGAGGCAUCGUGAUUGGGCUGCAGUAUGCGGGGGUGCCCAGCGUCAAUUCCCUACACUCAGUGUACAAUUUUUGUGACAAGCCCUGGGUGUUUGCCCAGAUGGUUCGCCUCCAUCGCCAACUUGGACCGGAAGAAUUCCCACUCAUUGAGCAGACCUUCUAUCCCAAUCAUAAGGAGAUGCUCACAACCUCCAAGUACCCGGUGGUGGUGAAGAUGGGGCAUGCUCAUUCCGGAAUGGGCAAGGUCAAGGUGGAGAACCAAUAUGAUUUCCAGGACAUUGCCAGUGUGGUGGCCCUCACCAAAACCUAUGCCACUUCAGAGCCCUUUAUUGAUGCCAAAUAUGAUGUCCGUAUCCAGAAGAUUGGCAACAAUUACAAGGCCUACAUGAGGACUUCUGUUUCGGGCAACUGGAAGACCAACACUGGAUCUGCCAUGUUGGAGCAAAUAGCCAUGUCUGACAGGUACAAGCUUUGGGUGGACACUUGUUCAGAAAUAUUUGGUGGUUUGGAUAUCUGUGCAGUGGAAGCUCUGCAUGGCAAGGAUGGACGAGACCACAUCAUUGAGGUAGUGGGAUCAUCCAUGCCUCUGAUUGGAGACCACCAAGAUGAAGACAAGCACCUGAUUGUGGAGCUGGUCGUGACCCGCAUGGCCCAGGCUAUUCCUCGCACGCCUGUGCCCUCACCUGUGCGCUCUGCCUCAGGACAGCAUGCCCAGGCUCAGUCGGCUCAAGCUGGACCAAGACAAGGCCCUCCUGCCCAACAGAGACCACCGCCCCAGGGAGGACCACAGCAGCCACCUACAGGAUCCCAGAGGCCUCCAUCUCAACAGCGCCCCCCUCCCCAAGGCCAGCAGCUCUCCGGCCUCUCCCCACAACCAGGGGGUCCUGCCGGGGGUCAGCGCCUGCCGAGCCCCACCACCCAGCAGCCUCCGCCACAGGGACAGCAGCGUCCCAUAGGGCAGCGGCAGCCCGGCCCAGGAGCCCAGCAGUCUCGCCAGCAGGGGCCCCCAUCUGCCCCGCAGUCCCCACAGCCCCAGAGAGGGCCAAGCCCUGGUGGCGGAGGGCAACAGCAGCAGUGGCAACAAGGGGCCACUCCCCAACAGCAGCAACGUCCUGCAGGAGCAGGUCCCCUUAAGAGUGGGCAACAGCAGCAACCGCCACAACUGCCACAGCAGCAGCAGCGCCCACCGGCUGCAGGAGGACAACCCCGGCAACAUCCGCGGCAGGGCAGCCAGGGAGGGGUGUCUCAGCAGCGCCCGCCAGGGGCAGGAGCACAGCAGCAACGCCCAGUCCCACCCACAACCCAGCAGCCAAGGCCCAGCACUCAGGGGCAGGGGCCAGGGGGCCCAGGGCAACAAGGCAGCCGCCCUCCACCAAGUCAAGGAAAACCACAAGUGGCCCAGAAACCCAGCCAGGACCUGCCUCCGCCUCAGCCCCAGCUGAACAAAUCCCAGUCUCUGACCAAUACCUUCCCCCUUGCAGAGGCGCCGGUGCCACGGGGCAGCCUUAGUCAGGAUGAAGUGCGUGCCGAGAGCAUCCGCAGCCUCCGACAGAGCUUCGCCAGCCUCUUCUCCGACUGAGAGACUUCCCACCUUCACACCGCGAUCCUUGACCUCCUCCUUUCCCUGCUUCACAAUCUAGGACUCCUUCUGUAUCUACUGGGACUCUUCCCCCCCCCAUACUUCAUAUCCCACCUUGCACAGUAAUGCUUCAGCCCACCCCAAACUUCCUGUCUGAACCAGAAGGGUGGCCCCUUUCCACAGUGUCUGUUGAGGUCCUUCUCAGAACUUUCUCCUAAUCCCAUCAUCUCCUCUAGAUCUAGCCAACAGCAGUCCCAGGUAAGGGGGAGGGACCUUUUGAUGUCCAUGGGUGAAAGCACCUGCACCUACAGAGAGUCCACAGGCCUAAACAUGGGCCCAGCCAGGUCCAGAAAUGGGAUGCUGAUGAAUGGGAAGGUUUGUUGUUCAAACUUCUAAAAUAUUUAUCCAUGUCCCGCCUCUGUCCCCUUCAGGCCUUCCAUCAUGUAUUGGGAUACAUUUCUGAAGAAGGGAACCCACUCAUUUCCACUGAAAUGUCCACUAAACCCCCCUCUCCUCCCUCCCCCUAAAUCCUAUGGUUCCCAGUUCUCUCCUUCUUCGCUGUUUCAGAAAGUUAAUUCUCCUUACCCUUUGUAACCCACUUUUUCAGAACACUGCCCUCCUCCCCCCCCAAAAAAAAACAAAACAAAAAACCCCCCAGCCCACCCCACUUCCAACAUCCAUACUAGUCAAGAGUCCCCCUCUGCCUGUACUUUCACCGAAGUCCUCCUCUUGAAUUUGAGGCUGCAGGUUUUUCAAGUCCAAGUCUCUUCUACACGAAUAUGCAAAACUCUGUGCCCGGCU